AUUCCCGUUUUAAUCUUCUCGCAGGGCUUCUAGUAUUUACCCCACUAUAUUUCACCAUUUAUAAAUCUGUUGAUAACCUCAGGUGAUAUCGUUUAACUUUAUUAAAUAUAAUUAUUCAAACAGAUAGUCAUGACACAUAUAAUACAAUCAAUAAAGAACAUCACGUCUUCAACCACAGAUUCAAAGAUUAAAGAUGCUACCAAUAUAGAGCCGUUGGGUCCAUACAACCAUGAACUAAUAGAACUCGCACAGCUUACUUUCCACAAGAAAGAUUUAUCCGUUAUAAUAUCAGGAGUAACUAAGCGUUUGAACCCAUUAGUCAAGAUAGCAAAUGAGAAAAGCGGUCAACCUCAGCCCUCCACUAUCGAAUCCCAAUCCAUGAGAAGGUCAACUUCCUUAACACUACCAUCCUUUCACUUAAAGCAUGAUAGUGUACCCUCUCGUUCCAACACUUUCGCUCUAUUUUCUCGGAAGGACAAGUGCCAUUAUGAUUUGGAUGAAAAGACCAGCCUCAGUCUAUUGAAAACAUGUGCAGUUGUAUUGUAUCUCCUUCAGAAUGGCUCACACAAUUAUGUUGAUUGGAUGCAAAGUAAUUACCAUACAUAUUUUAUACCAUUGAGGAAGUUAUCCUACCCUCCCAAAUAUUAUGAAACAAUUCGGUAUAAAUUACGCAAGAUAAUCAAUUUCAUGGAAUAUCCUGAACAGUUGCAAGAUAAUAGAAAUCAUAUCCAUAAGUUGCGAACUGAUAUCAUGACACCUGGAGUUAAGAGAACCUCCUUGGAUAUCGACUUAUUACACGUUCAACAACAGCAAUCACCAUUACGAGAGAGAAGAUAUUCACUCGAUCGGGAGUACACUUUAGCAUCACCUCCACCAGGUCCAUUUGGAUUCACUUCUCUUCCCGGUACAGUAAACGAAGUCUCGAUGGCACCUCGAAGUUCACUACACGAACCAGGAAAGAGGCGUUCUUCUCAUUCGCGUAUGCAGCCAGAGCAUCCGUCCUCACCUCCUAGAACGCCCAACCCACGUCGAUUAUCUUCAAUGUUCUAGAAACGAUUUUCACAUGUUACAAAAGAAAAAAACAGCUUUCAUACACUUACUUCCCUACAACAUUGCAUGUAUAUUUUUAUUUAUAAGGUCAAUUGGUUCAUGCUACGUCAUGCAAGGGUCAUUAUCAGAGAAACACGCAAUUUUUCUCGGAUAUUAUUGUUAUACGCCUGGUUAGAAACGGCUUAUUAUUUAUUUUGUUAGUUUAUUAUUUUUAAUUAUUUAUUUUCUCGGGAACUCAUCAUGAAUUUCAACGCGCUAUCCUCUUAAUGGAUUGAACAUGUGUGU
This is a messenger RNA of Spathaspora passalidarum NRRL Y-27907, 1335 nucleotides long. RefSeq lists its product as uncharacterized. The transcript has 2 exons. The record is from RefSeq and is a predicted model, not a curated record. NCBI's taxonomy places the organism in Eukaryota, Fungi, Ascomycota, Pichiomycetes, Serinales, Debaryomycetaceae. Bases 130 to 1050 code for a protein of 306 amino acids.